This is a messenger RNA of Lithohypha guttulata, 1767 nucleotides long. RefSeq lists its product as uncharacterized. Gene Ontology annotation, molecular function: protein binding. The transcript has a single exon. Lineage: Eukaryota; Fungi; Ascomycota; Eurotiomycetes; Chaetothyriales; Trichomeriaceae. The record is from RefSeq and is a predicted model, not a curated record. Bases 1 to 1767 code for a protein of 588 amino acids.
AUGACUACAGUCAGGACCUCGUUCACGAACAAACUCGCUCGCAGCACUCUGAAGGACGAUAUGACGACCAAAGAACGUCCUCGGGAACUAGGCACUUCAAGGUGCUCCUUACCAUUCGAUAUUGGAGGACCUCUGCCGAACACGUCAGGCAACGGGCACAAUACAAACUCACUCAUCCCCGAAUCAAAGACUCUGAUGAUUCGCCUAGGAGAUCUGCCCAAUACCACGACCGAGGUACAGGUCAAGUUCUAUCUUGAGACAGUUGUGGGUCUUGAGGUAGAGACGUUGACACUCUUGCCAAAUCCGCACAGCUCAGUCAUUGGCGUUUUCGCCGCAGCCUUUGCUGACUCUGGUGUCACCAUCAGAGCCAUACGGCGUUUCCAAAACCUCAGAGUCGAAGGGAAAGCCAUCGGGUUCAAGGUGACUGUAUGGGAGGAUCUCAGGACCAGAUCGAACACGCCUUUAUGUCAGAAUCUUGCUAGCAUAGUGCCUCAUGAUCGCGACCAGUCUUCAUGCGGAGCUGCUAAAUUCAAUACUACGAGCUGGACGACAGUGCUAACUCCUUUCUCGAAACUAUCGCUCGUGUCUGCGAGAGAUACUGAGAAGGAAGCUGUCCGGGGCACGACAUGCAAGAACAAAGAAGAUGUGACCAAUUUGCAAGCUAUAGAUAUGACCGUGGAAACCACGAAGACGAUGUCGGAUACACACGGACCCCAACACGAUCCGCUACCUGCUGGAUACGUGUUUGCGUUUGGACGUAACAUGUCGAAACCGCGACAGCCAGUCAGAGAUCUCUCUAUCAUGCACAUGCCCAAUGAGGUACUCUUCACGAUUCUGAGCCAUGUCGAGUUGACGUCGCAAAAUAUUCGAGCCUUGAAGCUAACUUGUCGCAAGUUCCGCAAUUUGCUGAGGACCAACUACUUCCGUAUCUUGCAUACUGGACGUCAUCUGAAUCCUGGCAUGAAGUUGUACAGGACGAUGGCCAAUUUCACUGAUGUAUGUGGUUGGGUAGGUAUAUUAUUACACCAGCAGGAGCGAACGUACAAGACAUGGAAAGAUCUUUCCGAAAACGCGCCCUACAAUAAGCUUAACUUGAUUUCCGAUAUCAAGAAGGAAGCGCAUCAGCAGAUCUGCAAAGAUAUGCACGUGCUACACUUCACCGCAGUGGCGAUCCUUGAUUACAUACGUUCGACUGCUGAGUUCUGCUUGGGCACUGUGACCAACGAAAGCCUCAAGUUUGUGCAGCGUCUCAUCUCGGUCACCCUACCCGAGCCUAUCAUCAUGCUACUACGCUGGGAGUUCUAUCUGCUCUGGUUGAAGGUAACAAGAGAAGGUUUCAGUGAUUCUUUGAUACCUGAAGGAGCAGAAUUCGAGAAGACGUACGGAUUGGUUCCUGCGCCCAAUCCUCGAAACCUUGCUCCAACGACCGCAUCUCUUAGACGGAUAUUCCUACCACAGCUGCCUGCCCCAGCCACUAGACGGUUCCAAAUGCUUCCUUGUGCUUUCCUUUUUGGUCCAGCGAAGGGAGCCAUACAUCGCCUUCUACAAAAUGGCUCAGAUCGUCUCAGUGGUCCGUUCUUCUGGUUUCUCCGAGACUCGUCCGCGCAGAUCGCUCUGCAAACAGGUGGCAAUAGACAGCUCAAGGACGGCCAGAGUAUUAACUUCUACGAACUCAAUCGAACAGUUUGUAGACGGUUCGGCAGGAUUCGGGACAACCUAGGUUUGGAACAGCCACCUAUCAUCUGCCCACCAGAUUGGGAUGGGUAA